This is a messenger RNA of Papilio machaon (common yellow swallowtail), 1389 nucleotides long. It is a transcript of the gene Ing3, whose product is annotated as inhibitor of growth protein 3. Lineage: Eukaryota; Metazoa; Arthropoda; Insecta; Lepidoptera; Papilionidae. Gene Ontology annotation, biological process: regulation of DNA-templated transcription. The transcript is spliced from 11 exons. Gene Ontology annotation, cellular component: NuA4 histone acetyltransferase complex. The record is from RefSeq and is a predicted model, not a curated record. Bases 132 to 1361 code for a protein of 409 amino acids.
GGUGACAUGACGAAAAGUUUCACGUCAUCGUGUGCAUUUAUUAAGUAUUUACUGAAUCGUUGUUAAUUUUAAAAGCCUUCAUUUCUUUUAAAGUUCUGGAAUAUAUAGGUAUUGCGUUAAUACUCACCAAAAUGCUUUAUCUCGAGGAUUAUCUGGAAAUGAUUGAGCAUCUUCCUCAAGAGCUUCGAGACAGAUUUACAGAAAUGAGGGAAAUGGAUUUAUCAGUGCAAAAUAACAUGGAUACAUUAGAGAAACGAGUUAGAACUCUAUUUGGUGGAUGUCGUCGUGGUGAGAUAAACACCGACCAGGCGAACACCGAGUUUGCUGAUAUCAAGAAGGGAUACAAUAAGACACUGGAGGAAGCAGAUGAGAAGGUUACACUCGCCAGUCAGAUGUAUGAUCUGGUUGAUAGAUACUUGAGACGGCUAGAUACAGAACUACAUAAGUUUAAAUGUGAAUUAGAAGCGGACAAUAAGGGUAUAACUGAACUAUUGGAGAAGAGAUCCUUAGACCUUGAUACAAACACAAAUCAUUCCGGUUCAUCCAGUAAUAACCAUUACAAAGAAAAUAGAUAUAGAAUCCGCGCUGAGAAGAGACGCGACAGUUGGGGCACGAGAGAUGCGAGAGCUCACGCUAGUAAUGGCAACUUGUCCAGGACAGACACCGCUAUACAGGCUGUAUUGGGUCGUGACACAUAUUCUCUGGGUCAUGCUGGUAGUACUAUAGCGGUGGCUGCCAGCCAGGCCAUUGCCGCUACACAACAGAUGCACCACGGGAGACGCACGGCGUCGCUGAAGGCGUCUUACGAAGCAGUGGCGGGCGGUGACCUCGCACACCACGCACUCUCCGCACACGCCGCACACGCCGCACACGCCGCACACGCAGCGCACGCCACGCACCACGAUCAUGGUCACGGACUAUCUAGUCACAGUCAGAGCAGCUCCGUGCACGGUCACCAUACAACCUCUCACACACACACUAAUUCCACCUCCAAUAAACGACACAACAAACAAAAAAAAAGCACAUACAGUGCAACAACUAGUGCAGCGCACGCGCAGCAAACAAUAUCUGCGGCUGCCAGUCGCUCCUCCUCUCCCACUGUUGUUGGCAUCAACAACGUAGUGAACAAUGUGACAAUAGAGGAGCCAAUGGAGGAGGAGUGGACUUAUGACCCCAACGAGCCGCGAUACUGCAUAUGCAACCAGGUGUCAUACGGUGACAUGGUCGCCUGCGAUAAUCAAGAUUGCCCAUACGAAUGGUUCCAUUACCCGUGCGUGGGCAUCACCGCGCCCCCGAAAGGCAAGUGGUAUUGCCCGCAGUGUCAGACCAACAUGCGUCGCAACAGGAACCGCAAGAACUGAACUUUCACAUUAUUACGUAUUAUUGCAA